AUGACCACUCGAGUCCACCGCGGCCGUGUGACACGGGUCGGCACCAUAGCCACUGCUCCCACUGCCGCUUCGUCCGCCAUUCGACGCUCCGAUACUGAUGCGGCCGAGCGUAAACGGCUGCGCGACCGCGUCGCCCAGCAGAACCUCCGGAACAAGCGGAACCGACACAUUGAAGCAUUGGAGAAGCAGGUGAAGCUAUGUCAGGAGUUGCAUGGGCCUCGAAGUGAAGCGGACGGCCUCAAUAGCGGCAGCAACCAUCACAACGAACAAGACUUGAGGACCAUCCGCCACUUGCAGGCCGAAAAUGCGGCACUGCGAGAGCGGCACAACCACCUGCAGGCACUCUUCCAGUCGUUCAAGAACGUGUUUGAGCCAGCAGUGGCGGCAUCCACGCCAACUAUGAUCCCUGCUGCUGUAGAUGGCCUUCCCUCGGCUACCGCCCCGAAUGCCCCCGUCAUCCCAACACCUAUCCCCGUUGUACCAACGGUAUCAACGAUUCCAGAUGCCAUUACAGUUGAGACCAUCACCAACUCCACUGGAAUAGACAGCAAUCAAACCCCAAAGCCGCAUCAACCUCUCGACGUACUGCCUGACGAACCAGACACACCGCCAACGCCUCCUCUGCAACCGCAACUGCAAGCCACAUCAUCACCCGUCUCGUCCGCCUCCACAACAGAGAUUGCCAUGUACGAGCCAGUACACCCCUACUACAAUUACGAUAAGUCGGGUCCGGUAUUGGAUACCUUGCCGGACUACUCAUUGUGGCUGGCCGGAAUCAGUGCAAUCAGUUCUAGUACCGAUGGCGAAUCAGAGUCCGAGGUUGUCUUCCAACAUGAACAUAAUCACAACGGCAGCAACAAAAACGGACACGAUUACAUUGCCGAUGGUGCGGAUAGUGUCAUCAACAACAUUGCACAAAGCUUUCCGAUGGAGUCAUCUUCGGUGCCGCUACCAGCUGCAGCAGUGCCGUCUCUCGUCGGUUCGCAGCAUGUCUCGUUCAGAGCCAACGUAAAUGACUUGUGGGGCUCUCGGACAGCUGUCCCUCUUUCUGCUGCAAUGCAGGCCACGGAUGCAGACCUAGCUGCCAACUGUGACUCCACAGCGGCCAUGUACGAUCCGUUCGAGUACAGUGGACGGCUGCCGAGCACCGGCCUUUCUUUAUGGUCGCCCUUCUGCGCAGGCACCGUGCCCGACAUGGAAAAUGUCCCGGUGUGGGCACGCACCCCCGUGCGCUACUCGGGCCCCAACGACGUCCGCCGCCCAGACUGGGACGCCAACACGCGCAUCGUCUUUGACUCGCCCGAGGUCCCUGCGCCGCUCGACAUUCUGUACGGGUCCCACCACAACUCGCUCGCCAGCUGCCUGCAGCGCAGCGGCAAGACGUACUACCAGCGCGACCCGGAACGCCUCGCCAUCGGCUGGUUGGUGUACCACUACGUCAAGUGGCGCAUGCAGCCGAGCGCCGCGCGGUAUGCGAUGCUGCCCACGUUUCUGCAGCCCCUGCACGAGCAGGUGUGGGUGCCGCAUCCCGGGUCCCUGGACUUUGUCAUUUGGGAGGGACCGCGGCGCAAGCUCUUGAAAACGUACGAUCGCUACGACGUGGUCAAGUUCAUCCGGCGGUACUGCCGGUGUCUGCGGCUGCGAUGGCGCCGGGAGGAGGACGUGCUGGUGACCAAUGUGGAAGGGAAGCAUGUGCUCCGCCCAGACUUUGUCGAGCGGUUCAUGAGCACGGCCGGGUGGGGGCUGGAUCCCGAGUUUGUCAAGUACUACCCGGAGCUGUUUGACGGUGACGAGUGGGAUCAGAUCGUGUACAACCCAAGUGGGCGGCAAGGAUUAUGA
This is a messenger RNA of Sporothrix schenckii 1099-18, 1839 nucleotides long. RefSeq lists its product as uncharacterized. NCBI's taxonomy places the organism in Eukaryota, Fungi, Ascomycota, Sordariomycetes, Ophiostomatales, Ophiostomataceae. The record is from RefSeq and is a predicted model, not a curated record. The transcript has a single exon. The coding region runs from base 1 to 1839 and encodes 612 amino acids.